Molecule: messenger RNA, 1947 nt
Organism: Monascus purpureus
Lineage: Eukaryota; Fungi; Ascomycota; Eurotiomycetes; Eurotiales; Aspergillaceae
Source: the annotation of a GenBank genome assembly
AUGUACUCGCCAACAGUCUCUCUCUCAUCCUCUCCCAGUAUCAUCCCCAGUCCGCUCGACGUCCCUAGACGCCCUCCUCCUGUGAGGCCAUCCAGAUCCUUGGACGGUCUUGAACAAGUUGUGCCACCAACAGGUCUCGCGUAUUAUCCAUACCAUUCACAUUCGCGUCCUCUCCCCCCCUCCCCUCUGUCUCGGUCGUAUUCUUCGUGCCCUUCUCCUCCACCCCGCUCCGACCUGAGAUUAAACAAACCGCUUCCUCCUCGGCCACCUUCACUUGCGCCGGAAACCGCAUUAGCGUCCAGCGCCCCGGAUAAGGAUCAAACUCAAACUCAAACUCACGUCCAUUCACAGCUGUAUAGUCCUUCGACGACGGCGACGUCUACUUCUAUCACUUUGAGUGAGGAUAGCCUGGUUAGCAGCUUUGAUUACCCUCUCGGGCCACGCCACGAAGGGGAUAAGAGUCAGGAUCAGACUCAACGCUCCCAUUCUGCGGUUGCUGUGGAGGCUGUACCGAUAGGGUUGAAGCCGGAGGUUAUCGAAGUUCAACUGCGACAAGCGCAGCAGCAGCGGCGGCGGCGGCAGCAGCACGAAAGCCAGACGCGAAGAAGCGUUUCGUUUUCAGAAGCUAUAUUUUAUCCUCAAGUUCUAGAGGACAGCGACGAGGAAACGGCGAUAGAAGACGACUCGGUACAGACAGCAGCACCCGCAGGAACAAAAGAAGACGACAACGAGGCAGACGAAGAGGCAGACGAAGAGGAAGAACGAAAGCUCGCUCUAGCCCUGAAAGCCUUCGUCUCGGAAGAGCUCUACGGCCGACACGUGCAUUUCUUGCCACCUACAUGGUCUAGCUCGAGUCGGAUAGCGACGAGCCAUUACUUUCGAGAAAAGAAGUGGAGUUUCUUUCCCGAGCUGGCUAUGCCGUCUCAGUUGCAGAUGGAGAAGAUGCCCGGGAAAUGGGGUCCAUUCAUGGCAACCACCGCGAAGAACAAUGGGAGGAAAAUGACUGAUAAGUAUCACGGGAAGAUCAAGGGGACGGUGCAUGGAUUUCGGGAUUCGAUUAAAUACUUCCAUCUCAAUCGAAAGCUGAUGAAGGAGGCUGCUUGUUCGGGGCUUGCUCCUCCGUUGGAUGAAGAUAAUGGCAAUAGGAAUGAGAAAGGGAAAUUGGCAGAGAAACCACCUUCAGGACAUUCCAGGGUCAUGACGGCUUCGAGUUCGACUUCUUAUUCAUCUCCUCGUCUGCACGGCAGCUUUACAUCCUCGUCCGCCUCGUCCUCCCGCGAUGAGCCCCGGAAUUACGGGUCCUGGGAAAGCUCCGGACUCCCCUAUCGACACCGGGGUCGACGCAGCGAUACCUGCGACGGAGAGCUCGAGACAGGAUCGACGUCGAAAUACAAGACCAGGACGGAGUCCAGGGACAAAGUCAAGCGCCGUAGCGACGACGCCGAUAAUGAAGCAUACGGACAACAGCACCUUACAACCCGAACAUACGGGAGAACCAGCUCGACAAACCUCCCGAAACAGCGAGCAGUUCCUCUCUCCCCCUACCAGAAGUACGGUCCUGCAAUCUGGGAAUCCCACAAGUCGCCGAGAAAGCGCCAUGUCAGAUUUGCGCGGACUCACCGGAGUUCAUCAUCCGCGUCGUCUUCCAUGCACUCGUCUACUGGGGAAUCGCAGUCUACAGCGGCGUCCAGUGUGGAUGAUAGUAGCGAUUCAUACUACCGUAUCACGCCGCCCCCAAAAUCGCCGUAUCGCACACGGUCUAACAUAAGCAUGAAGACAACCGUCGAUGGGCGUAGGAAUAGGGGCCCAAGUCAAGUGCUGGGAGAUGCGAAGAAGAUGAUCACCGAGUCGAAAGCAGAUCGUAGACGGGAGGAGUUGAAGGCGCAGAUCAAGCUCGUGGGGCCAUUGAAUGCGCAUACGUUUUACAGGAGGGAAGAGUGGUAUUGA